UCCGGCGAAUGACAAUGCCAAUGAUAAUAACAGUGCGGCCAGAGGACUAGACCGCCGGCGCAGUCUACCGCAGCCGCCGCUGGAGCCAACACUUCCGCCAGGGUGCGUGCCUUCGCUGGAGACGCACGGCUACGCACAUCGGCGUCACACCCAGCAGCGUCGGGGCCGCAGCACGUCGUUCGCAGGCACCCAGAGCGGUCACUGCAAGACCAUGAGGCAGCAGUCAAGCGAGCCCCCAGCUGUGGACAGCUCAUCAAGAGACGUGGUGCUGCGGCCCGUGUCGCCGCUGAGGCCUACGGCGGUGCUGGCGAGGCUGCUAUUGGUGCUGCUGGCGGCGCCGCUGCUGCUGCUGGGAUUCCACGCCACGCUGCUUCUGGUGCUGGCCGCCGUGGCGCUGCUGUCGUGCACACACGGCCACUGGCGGCGCGCCGGCGUGCCCCACCACCGCCCACUCCCCCUGGUGGGAAGCCUGGGCCCACUGCUGCUGCACGUCACCUCCCCACCACACUUGCUGGCCGACCUCCACCUGCACCCUCCUGCGGGCCACCGCGACUGCCCGCUAGUCGGUUUCUACAUCUUCGACAGGCCGGCCCUGCUAGUGCGCGAUCCCGACCUGGUGCGGCAGCUGCUGGUCAAGGACUUCGCUGACUUCCCCGACCGCCACACGGAGGCGCGGCCUGAGGACUCGAUGGGCUGCCUCAACAUGUUCGGCGCGCGUGCUGCGCUCUGGCGGCGGCUGCGCGCUGCCACGUCGCCCGCUUUCACGGGAGCGCGGAUGCGCGCCAUGUUUCCGCAGGUGGACCGGUGCGCAUGUGCGAUGGUACAGCGCCUCCUGGAGACGGGAGCCGGCGGGACGCAGCCCGUCAAGGUUCGGGACGUCGCCAGCAGAUGCAUCACUGACAUACUCACCAGCUGCUUGUUUGGUGUGGAGGGCGGCGCGCUGUCGGGGGAGAGGCGGGGCUGGAACGACGCGGUGCGGGGCGUGUUCGGGUUCUCGCCGCGGCGCGCGCUGGAGGUGCUGUCGGUGUUCGUGGCUCCGCAGCUGCGCCCGCUGCGGCUGUUCGCGCCGAGAUUCUUCGGCGCCGUCCCCGAGAGCUUCUACCGGCACGCCUUCGCGGAGCUCUCCGAGCAUCGGCGAUCGGCGGCGGACACCGGCAAGCCGGCGCACGUGUUAGACAUGCUGAUGGCGUUCGCUCGCAGAGAGGGCGGUCUGGAGCUGUGCACGGCGCAGGCGUCCAUCCUAGUGACAGCGGGCUCCGAGACGACGGCGACGACGCUGACCUGCUGCCUGUACGAGCUGGCCGCCAACCCGGCGCUGCAGGAGCGCCUGCGGCACGAGGUCAGGGAAGGGCUCGGGCCGCUCCCCUCCUACCAGCAGAUCGCCGCCAUGACCUACCUGCACAUGGUCGUCGCAGAGACGCUGCGCAAGUACCCGGCGCUGCCGUACGUGGAGCGGCGUUGCCGGCGGCCGCGCAGCCUGGACGCGUGCGCAGGUUCAGGUGCGGGGGUUCCCCUGGAGGCGGGCACGCCGCUGUUCGUCUCCACGCUGGGCCUGCACCACGACCCGCGCUUCUUCCCGCAGCCCGACCGCUUCGACCCAGAGCGCUUCUCAGAGGACGCCUGCCGCACCAGACACCCCUACUGCUACGCGCCCUUCGGCCACGGACCACGCAGCUGCGUCGGCAUGCGGCUGGGCCUGCUGGCGGUGAAGCUGUGCGUGGCGCGCGUCGUCAGCUCGCUGCGCGUCUCGCUGGCGCCGGACACUCCGCAGCUGCGGACGAGUGCGCUCUCGCUCCUGCUCAGCCCGGUGGGAGGCGUGCCGCUCAUCUUCACGCCGCUCCGCGACCAGUCCUGACCGCCUCCAGGAGCCUGCGGCAUCAGCCACACCAACUACAACUUGCGGCGACUGCAGAGCACUCGUCAGAGGUCGCCGCCGAUUCCGGCAGCGUCGGUGACGGACUCACCUGGCUCACAGCCCAGGGGACACCUUUUCUGACUUUCA
Messenger RNA from Schistocerca serialis cubense, 2002 nucleotides. RefSeq names its product cytochrome P450 6l1-like. The record is from RefSeq and is a predicted model, not a curated record. The transcript is spliced from 8 exons. Gene Ontology annotation, biological process: insecticide catabolic process; response to DDT. NCBI's taxonomy places the organism in Eukaryota, Metazoa, Arthropoda, Insecta, Orthoptera, Acrididae. The coding region runs from base 212 to 1855 and encodes 547 amino acids. Gene Ontology annotation, molecular function: heme binding; monooxygenase activity; iron ion binding.